Dichomitus squalens LYAD-421 SS1 is the source of this 402-nucleotide messenger RNA. RefSeq lists its product as uncharacterized. The record is from RefSeq and is a predicted model, not a curated record. The transcript is spliced from 2 exons. NCBI's taxonomy places the organism in Eukaryota, Fungi, Basidiomycota, Agaricomycetes, Polyporales, Polyporaceae. The coding region runs from base 1 to 402 and encodes 133 amino acids.
AUGCUGUCGGAGCAGCGUCUGAAGACCGUCACUGGAAUCCUGACGAGGUGUCGGAAGCGCAUCGUCCUGAACGUAGACGAGUUGAUUCUACGCUUGCCUGUCGAUGCGUCCCUCCAUCACCAGCCCGGCAAAUCCAUCGUUCCGGGAAAAUUCGGGCGAAAUUGUAGGGUAUCGGCUUAUCGCCAGGCCUGCGAUACCUGCCAUAGUCCGUCGAGCGUUCCCAGGCUCCCGACGGAUCUCGCGGCCGAAAAGGCAGACCAUGCAACGGUUUACCUCUCGAGCAAUACGCGUCCUCCUACCUCGCCUUCGCAUUGGGAGAAUAUUGAGCAGAUCUGGGAGGAGCAUAUUGGCGAUAUGGCGGAGACAUUCGAAGACAUUGAUUGGACGCACAUGAACAUCUGA